Molecule: messenger RNA, 1736 nt
Organism: Lactuca saligna
Lineage: Eukaryota; Viridiplantae; Streptophyta; Magnoliopsida; Asterales; Asteraceae
Source: the annotation of a GenBank genome assembly
AUGGAACAAGAUUCACCACCAACCUUGGUUCUUUUUAAUUCCCAUCAAAGCCAACAAUUCCAACCCCUUAACGACGACUACGAAGACGAUGAAGCUUUAUCUCUUUGUGAUCUCACCACCAGCAAACACGAAGUCCCGAAAGCUAACCAUCCAGAAGAACAAUUUUCCGACGAUGUUGAACAAGAUUUCGACUUCGGCGGCGCCGGAAACAGUUUGCCGGAAAAUAAAAUGUGCAGCGCCGACGAGCUUUUCUUCCAUGGUCAAAUUCUGCCGUUACAUCAUUCAGUUAGUUUACCAUCUGAGUUAAUAACCGAUGGCCGGAGCUUCAUCCGCUCCGUCUCAUUUUCUGGAUCCGAACCCACAAGUGUUGUUAGCAGCAGAAGCAGCAGCACUCGUAGUAAUAAUUCAGGAACCAGUGGGAGUGGUAGUACGUCAGGAUCCGAAUUCACCAAAACUCGAAACCAGUUCCAUUCCCACCCGAGUCCGACGCCACAGAUCCGAACCCGUAGCGUUCAUCACUCCAACCCGAAAACAUCAUCAAAGUGGAGCUUUUUACAGUUGGGUAUGAUGAAACCACAAGAAAUCGGAUUGGAGGAUCUCAAGAAUCGGAGCCAGAGAAGCCAUGGGAGUAUCAAAAGCCUCAGCAUGAACAUGAAGGAUCAAAAUCAGAAUAAUAAGAAGAAGAAGACGCAACUAGCGUUGUUUGGAGGGUGUAAAUGUUCUGCAAACGCCAUCGAAAACACAGUUUAUUCGAGGAUUCCGAUGGUCAAACCAACAGUACCUUCCUCAUCAUAUGCUUCAAUUCAUCCACAAGACCUCAAAGUUCCUAAGAAAAUGGUGGUCAAGGUAUAUGGUCCAAAUAGGUCAGCAUGCACACUGCGAGUAUUGGCUUGCUUUUUGGAGCUUGAUGUCGACUUUGAGCGCAUAAACGUUGAUCUCAACUCCAACGAACAUAAACAACCAAAGUUUUUACUAAAACAGCCUUUUGGUCAAGUCCCGGUUGUUGAGGAUGGAGAUUUUCGGCUUUUUGAGUCAAGGGCGAUCAUAAGAUAUUACGCAACAAAAUACGCUGAUAAAAAUCAAAAGCUUUAUGGAACUACUUUUGAGGAGAAAGCCUUAGUUGACCAAUGGCUAGAAGUCGAAGCGCAUCACUUCAAUGACAUGGUUUACACAAUCGUUCUUCAGAAACUUAUCAUCCCAGAAAUGGGAGGGAAAACUGACUUUACCCUAGUUGAGAAUUGUGAAAAGAAGCUUGAGAAAGUGUUUGAAGUUUACGAAGAACAACUAUCGAAGCAUAGGUAUCUAGUUGGAGAUUGUUUCACCCUUGCUGAUCUAAGCCAUCUUCCUGGGAUUAAAUACUUGAUGAAUGAAGCUGAACUAGGGCACAUGGUGACACAGAAGAAGAAUGUGAAUUCAUGGUGGAAUGAUAUUUCAAACCGACAUGCUUGGAAGAAACUUAUGCUUCUCAUGGAUUAAGUGAUCAUAUGUGUAGUUUAAACUUUCUAUCGUUGAUGAUUUGUUGCUUUCUUAUAGGAGUUACAAUGAACUUUGAGUUUGAAAGUUGAAAUAAGUCGUGGUUUUGCUUUUGGAAAUAAACCGUUGUUUAGUUUUUGGAUCAUUAUGGUAUAUGUUUUUGGGUAUAUCAGUGUUUCUUUUUAAAGUUAAAUAUAGCACAUAGUUAAUAAUCAUUUGAUGAAGUUAAGAUUUGGUAAUUUUAUAUUAAUGUUGGAAAGUAG